AUGCCUCGCAAGUCUACCACCCAGGCCGACCCUGCCCCCGAUACCCCCGAUACCCUCCUGCGGCAGACACGUGCCCGCUCAAAGCUCACCGAUGCUUCUCCUCUGAUGCAAGGUCUUGACCACCGGGGACGUCCCCAGGGUCCCCUCAUCGAAAAGCCCAAGGCCAAGCCCAAGACCAAGGCCACCGACGAGGUCGCCCCCAAAUCGAAAGGCAGUCUAAAGCCGGCCCUUAAGAAGGCCAACAACAAACUCAGGAGGAAGCAGAAGGUCGCUUUCCGAGCCCAAGUCAGUCAUGUUUCUGACGACGAGUCUGAAAACAGUCCGGUUGAAGAAGACGACGACGCCGCACAGGAUGCUGCAGACAAUGAUGACGACAACUCGAAUGAUGCACCUCCUGCUCAGAACAGUGAUGAUCAAGUUCCGGAUGAAGAGGAUUCUGAAAUGUCAGAUGCCCCUGAUUCCCCUGGUUCAGACGAUUCUGAACCGCCAAGCCCGGCUCAAAACCCUGAGGACGGCACCAAUGAUGAUUCCCCCGAGUCUCCCACUUCGCCCCAGAACAACAACAACUCUGGGUUGCCCGAUGCCCCCGAUGCCCCUACUCCCACCCCUACAGCCAACCAAGGGGAUGACGGCGGUAACGCUCCCGUUGAGCAUGUCUCUGAUCCCGAGGACUCUGAUUUUUCAGACAACAGUCUUUCAGCUUCGGAGCCCGCUGCCCACGCCAAGGUCUUGACACCGAUCAGCGUCCCAUCCUCGGGUAAUCUCAGCCCGUUGAUUAUGCCCCAUCUCGACCCUGAGAUCCCUGGACUUUAUGGCUCUGGUGUCAGAGCCCGUCCGCACUAUGGCUGGUAUGAGCAGUAUCACCUUACCGGGCUCGACUGCGCAAAGGUGCACGGCUGUACACACAAUCCUGGGAGAGUAUGUCACAGCUGCCACGCCGAUUGGCACAAGGCCUGGUCUGUGUACUUCAAGGCGCAUGAGCUUCUAGAUGAAGCAGUUGCAAACGCAGAACAAUAUUUGACGGAUACAGGAGUUGAUGUGCGCAAGGACUAUUUGGGACACCUGUUGGAGGGGUCAGGCUGGGAGGUGCUGGCACUGGAACUGCAGCCCCCUGCUGGCAACAGUAUUCGGCUUCAUCCUACACGCAUCGCCAAGCACAGGCUGGCUCUUGCUCAAGUGGCGACUGACAUGGAGGAAUAA
Fusarium pseudograminearum CS3096 is the source of this 1200-nucleotide messenger RNA. RefSeq lists its product as uncharacterized. Bases 1 to 1200 code for a protein of 399 amino acids. The record is from RefSeq and is a predicted model, not a curated record. NCBI's taxonomy places the organism in Eukaryota, Fungi, Ascomycota, Sordariomycetes, Hypocreales, Nectriaceae. The transcript is spliced from 2 exons.